Messenger RNA from Cuculus canorus (common cuckoo), 418 nucleotides. RefSeq names its product chromosome 3 C6orf226 homolog (gene PEX39). The coding region runs from base 38 to 418 and encodes 126 amino acids. The record is from RefSeq and is a predicted model, not a curated record. The transcript has 2 exons. Lineage: Eukaryota; Metazoa; Chordata; Aves; Cuculiformes; Cuculidae.
UCGUGGCAGCUCCCUCUUCCCCCCAGCUUCUCUCACAAUGGUACUGCCCUCCCCUACACUGGUGGUACGGCCCAUCCCGCUCCGCCCUCCGGGUAGCACCGUCAUGGAGCUGCCGCCAUCCACCAUAGAGCAGCCACCAUCCGCUUCCUUCGCGGAGGUGCUGCGGCUGGUGCGGAGCGGGCAGCAGCCGCCGGGUGUGAGGAACCCCCACGCCUCACCCACUGGGGACAGCCCCACUGCUUCCCGUCUCCCGCCACCCACCAAGCCCUGGGAGAGCCGCCAUGGGCAGCCUCCGGCACUCCAGCAUGACUCCAAAGACAACGGGAGUAGAAACGUACACUGCAGCCAGCACUUGGAGAAUAAAGAACCCUCAUCGCUCUCAACCCAGCAGCCUGGCGGGAGCAGCGACAUUGGUUGA